AUGUAUUUGAAGUUUAGUUUAAACACUGAUGGGUUGUUGUCGGUUGAGGUUGAGCAUCUCCAAGAUGUGCCAAGUCCUUACAUACAGAUCAAAGGGGCAAACAAAGAAGCUGUGACAGCUGCUGGUUCAGCUCUCAAACUGGAUGGUUCAUACACAACAAAGAGUUAUCUUCAAAUAGUGUUGGAAAGACUGCCACCAGUGCAGAGAAGUUCAAGUGGAAUCCAUACACAGCAAGCAGCACGGUUGCAAGAACUUGUGGAAUUCAUACAAUCUCAGGGAAGUAGCAACAGUGUCUCGGAAUCAUCACCAAGAAGAGAUGGUUCUUCCAUAGACAACGUUUUGGAAGAUAUGCAGUCAAGAAUUAAACGACUCGAACGUUGGCACACCAUUAAUACGGUAUCGUUUAAGAUCAUCGUGUUAAAACACCAGUCACAUCUUUACUUUCUUCCUGUUUACAUUAUAUGA
Messenger RNA from Camelina sativa (false flax), 465 nucleotides. Lineage: Eukaryota; Viridiplantae; Streptophyta; Magnoliopsida; Brassicales; Brassicaceae. The record is from RefSeq and is a predicted model, not a curated record.